UCAGUUUACCCCAACAGAGAGAAGACAUCAAUAGAUAUGGUGUGAGCGAGAUGGAGAACUCCUCCGUGCUCCCCUCGGACGCCCCCCUCUUCCCCACUCCCCAUCCACAGACCUUCUGGAUCAUCUCCCUCAUGUCUGCUGCUUGGCCUUCGUCCUGGGCGUGCAGCGGGCUGGUGCUCUGGGUGGCGGGCUUCCGAAUGAGCCGCACGGUCACCACGGUCCUGUUCCUCAACCUGGCGGCCGCGGACUUCGCCUUCACCGCCUUCCUGCCCUUCGUCAUCAGCAGCACGAUCCUGCAGCCGCACUGGCCCUUCGGCUGGUUCCUCUGCAAGCUCCUCAGCUUCCUGGCCGUCCUCAACAUGUUCGCCAGCGUCUUCCUGCUGACCCUCGUGGCCCUGGACCGCUGCGUCUCCGUGCUCUGGCCCAUUUGGGCCCGGAACCACCGCAAGCCCCGUCUGGCCGCCCUGGCCGCCGCCGGCGUCUGGAUAUUCGCCUUCGCCUUCUCGCUGCCCACGUUCAUCUUCAGGACCACGGACACGGAGGACGAGAUCACCUUCUGCUACUUUGAAUUUAGAAACUUGGACGAGGCGGGGGAGGACGAGGAGUACGUGGACUUCUGGGCUGAGAACCGCCACUGGUCCCUGGUGCUGACCCGCUUCUCCCUGGGCUUCCUCAUCCCCCUCCUCAUCAUCAGCGUCUGCUACGGGCUCAUCACGGCCAAGCUGUGGAGCGGGAUGCGCAGGGUGCGCUCCAGCCGGCCCUUCCGGAUCCUCACGGCCGUGGUGGUCGCCUUCUUCCUCUGCUGGCUUCCUCACCACGUGCUGGGCAUGGUCGAGGCUUCCGUCUACGCCCACCCUCAGCUCGCCCAGGUUCUGCCCUACCUGAGCCCGUUCUCCUCCUCGCUGGCCUUCGUCAACAGCUGCCUCAACCCCCUGCUCUACGUCUUCAUAGGUCGGGACUUCAGGGAGAAACUCUUCCGCUCCCUGCCCGCCGCCCUGGAGAGGGCUCUGAGCGAGGAGUCCGCCGCCACGGGGGCCACCGGCAGCAGCUCCGUCUCUGCGGCCCCCGCGACCGUCACCGAGACAUAGGCUCUGUGAGGAGACUCCAAUCUCGGGGGUCUCUGGGGGCUGCCUUGGUGCCUGAUAAUCUUUCUUCUUCUGCAGUCCUCAGUCUCUGUUCCGAUUUUUAAAACCCUUCCCGGUUCUCGUAUUUCAUGUUUUAAGCCUUUGUGUCCCCAUUAUUAGCGGUCAACUUCCCAGGUACCCUUGUGAUGAUAACCUUCUACGCCCUAUGCCAGUGGGCUCAUAGGCUCUGGUCUCCUGUCCUCUGUGUUCUAAGGACUCACAGCCCCUGCUUGCUUGACAAACUAUACCAUGAACUCCAUAUAAAAGUCUUCCUGGACAAGGUACGGGUCUAGAUACAUAUUGGGUCUAGUCGUCCUUCACUCAGAGCUAAAAGAAGGGACCCCUCCCCGCUGUGAGGGGUUGAGAUGACAUCAUCCCGACCCUAGAUUUCAUCACCCUCAUUCACUCCCUCUUCAAAUAUCUCUGGUUUUCAAACCUGUUCUUAGACUCUUCCACCCCCUUUUUCACAAGGUUCCUUCCGAUGGUUCCUUUGGGGUCAGCAGAAAUUGCUCCAUCCCCUCACUUAGUUCAGCAAACACUGCUGGUGGCUUUGAGCAACAUUUGCCCUUCCCCCUCAGGCCCCAGCUUUUGCAGUCUUAGGGAGGAAUGGAGGAAGAAGGGGAGAGAAAGAACCUGUGGCCAAAAACACAGAGAUAGGGGAUUCGGUCCCUAUUCCAUCCCUGUGAGAACUGCAUCUUUCUUCCCUCUGCAUCUCUAUAAACUGUGGCCUUGGGGGACUGCCACUCCGUGAUUCUCUGGGCACUGUUUCUAACUUUCAUAACUUUGUUAUGAAUGACUCUCUGGCUAUGGGAUCCCGGAGUGAAUUGGCCAGGGACUCUCGCCUUCAGAAAUCUGACCUAUAGGAUGUAAAGUUGAGUAACAACCAAUAGUUCACACCCAGGUCUAGCCACUUCUGUCUUCCAUGGGUACUUCUGCAUAGAGAUGAUAAUUGUAUACAUGGGAGUUGAUGAGUUCAAAAAGAGAGUGCAAUAUAUUGGAUUUAACAUAUAUUGGACUACUUGCCAUGGAGGGGAGUGCAUGGGAGAAGGGGUGGGGGAA
This is a messenger RNA of Sarcophilus harrisii (Tasmanian devil), 2183 nucleotides long. RefSeq names its product N-formyl peptide receptor 2. NCBI's taxonomy places the organism in Eukaryota, Metazoa, Chordata, Mammalia, Dasyuromorphia, Dasyuridae. The transcript is spliced from 2 exons. Gene Ontology annotation, molecular function: complement receptor activity; N-formyl peptide receptor activity. Bases 51 to 1088 code for a protein of 345 amino acids. The record is from RefSeq and is a predicted model, not a curated record. Gene Ontology annotation, cellular component: plasma membrane. Gene Ontology annotation, biological process: positive regulation of cytosolic calcium ion concentration; phospholipase C-activating G protein-coupled receptor signaling pathway; inflammatory response.